Messenger RNA from Yamadazyma tenuis ATCC 10573, 2704 nucleotides. RefSeq names its product RuvB family ATP-dependent DNA helicase reptin (gene RVB2). Lineage: Eukaryota; Fungi; Ascomycota; Pichiomycetes; Serinales; Debaryomycetaceae. Gene Ontology annotation, cellular component: R2TP complex; NuA4 histone acetyltransferase complex; Swr1 complex. Gene Ontology annotation, molecular function: DNA helicase activity; ATP hydrolysis activity; ATP binding. The record is from RefSeq and is a predicted model, not a curated record. Gene Ontology annotation, biological process: box C/D snoRNP assembly; regulation of transcription by RNA polymerase II; chromatin remodeling.
UUCAAUAAAAACUCACUGGUGAACUCAUCUAGAUAAAAUGGCUACAACUAUAUCAACAAAUGUGGAAUCCAAAGACUUGAAUGGCGUUUCUUUAAUCGCUGCUCAUUCUCAUAUCACGGGAUUGGGCUUGGACGAAAACUUGAAACCAAAAGAGUCUGGUCAGGGUAUGGUUGGACAAUUGAAAGCAAGAAAAGCUGCUGGAGUCAUUUUAAAAAUGAUUCAAGCUGGAAAAAUCGCUGGUAGAGCCGUUUUGAUUGCUGGUCCUCCAUCAACUGGUAAAACUGCUAUCGCCACCGGAUUGGCCCAAAAUUUAGGUAGUGAGGUUCCCUUCACUGCCAUUGCUGGAUCCGAGAUAUUUUCAUUAGAUUUGUCCAAAACUGAGUCUUUAACCCAGGCCUUCCGUAAGUCAAUUGGUAUUAGAAUUAAAGAAGAAACUGAAAUCAUUGAAGGUGAAGUUGUGGAGAUCCAAAUUGACAGGUCCAUUACUGGUGGUCACAAGCAAGGUAAAUUAACUAUUAAAACCACAGAUAUGGAGACCAUUUAUGAAUUGGGUAAUAAAAUGAUUGAAAGUUUAACCAAGGAAAAGAUUUUGGCCGGGGACAUUGUAAGCAUUGAUAAGUCUUCAGGAAAAAUCACCAAAUUGGGUAAAUCAUUCACUAGGGCUAGAGACUAUGAUGCCAUGGGACCUGACACUAAGUUUGUUCAAUGCCCCGAAGGUGAAUUACAAAAGAGAAAGGAAGUGGUACAUACAGUCUCUUUACACGAAAUUGAUGUGAUCAACUCAAGACAACAAGGAUUUUUAGCCUUAUUUUCUGGAGACACCGGGGAAAUCAGGUCUGAAGUUAGAGAUCAAAUCAACACCAAGGUUGCUGAAUGGAAAGAAGAAGGCAAGGCUGACAUCAUUCCAGGUGUUUUGUUCAUCGAUGAAGUACAUAUGUUGGACAUUGAAUGUUUCUCAUUCAUAAAUAGGGCGUUGGAAGAUGACUUUGCUCCAAUUGUGAUAAUGGCCACCAACAGAGGAAUGUCAACUACGAGGGGUACCAACUAUAAAUCCCCACAUGGUUUACCAUUUGACUUGUUGGACAGAUCGAUUAUUAUUCACACUACUGGUUAUAAUGCCGAAGAAAUCAAGACUAUUUUGUCGAUUAGGGCCCAAGAAGAAGAAAUCGAAUUAACCGGUGAUGCUUUGGCUUUAUUGACCAAGAUUGGCCAAGAAACCAGUUUGAGAUAUGCUUCCAAUUUACUUUCUGUGUCUCAGCAAAUCGCUUUGAAGAGAAGAAGUAACACCGUCGAAUUGGGUGACAUCAAGAGAGGCUAUAUGUUAUUCUUAGAUUCUGACAGGUCCGUACAAUACUUGGAGGAGAACAAAACCCAGUACAUUGAUAAUGAAGGUAAAGUGGUUAUUGGAACUAAUGGAUCCUUCAAAAAGACUGGUGCUGCUGAUAGCAUGGAAACUGACUAAAACCUGAACUGAAUAAGAAUUAGAAUUACUUUGUAGGAUUAAAAGAUGAACUCAAAACGCUACCUGAUAUUGUAGUCAAGUCUUUAGUUUACAUAGUUGAACUAAUCAUAAUAAUGCAAAUAUUGAUUUUUGUACUAUAUAUACCUCCAUACUCAUGCCGAUGCCAGGGUGUCGUAUUCUUUUGAGUUGGUUGACUGACUGACAUUAUCCAAAUUCUCCUUUGUGUCUUCUUGAGAUACAGACACAUCUUUUUGAAGGUUGUCAGGAUUAUACAAGAACCUCAACAAUUCCUUUUCAUCAGUCCAUGCUCUGCACUUCUUGCCGUAAAUGUACAAAGGAAUUCCAAAAACAGAAACCACUAUUUGAAUAAUAGCAUAGGUAGCAAAGGUAAUUCUGGCUCCCCUAGCUUGCAUGAAAGAAUUGUUGAAUAAUGAAAAAGCAAACCCUAUGAAGUUCUUAGCGAAAUUCAAACUCACUAAUCCCUCAGAAGCAAACAUUUUAUACGAAUCAACCGUAAAUGUAAUUGCAGUGGUACUAGCCAUUGAACUUCCAAAAGAAAGACACCCAAAAAAUAUCACUGGAGCAACCCAUGGAUCAUGGACUUGUAUAGACCAACCGUACCCAAGAAAACCAAAUGCAAUAAAAAAAGUGGCAGGAAUCAUCAUAACUAAUCUGAAUUCUGGCUCAUAAACACCUUUAUUUCUGGAAAUCAAAUAACGACUCAAUCUAUCAGAGACCAAACCUGUGGUCAUACUUCCCAAUAUUCCGCCAAUGAAUGGGGAAAUGUAAAACAACCCAACUGUCUGCUGUGAAUAGCCGUAAGGUUCAGAACGGAAAAUCUCAGAAAUGACUUCGGAAAUCACAAUUAACCAAACGACUGCAAACGAAUAUACAAGAGACCCAAACAAAACCGAAGGAUAAGUAUAAAGAACAAAUGGCCGUAAGGCCACCAUCCACCAGCUAUCAAUGGUGUGUCUGCCUGAAAACACCGAGAGUCUACUGGCAAAAGUCCUGGGUUCUUCUUCCUCGAUGGUCUCAAGAAUACUUAAAUCAGGUGGCAUGUUGUGAACUGUUGGGAUGGUCCUCUGACUUUGAUUAGCACUAUUCAAGGCAAAGGCAUUGGGUCUCUCGUUAGGAGGUUUAAAAUUUUUGGCUGUCCUAGCGGCUCCCGUUUCUUUUAUACUCCUCUUGUUGGGAGUUGGCUCUCUUUCCCAAAAUGUCUCUGGAACAAAGAGAAAUGUC